Messenger RNA from Gymnodraco acuticeps, 4994 nucleotides. RefSeq names its product mucin-like protein. The coding region runs from base 198 to 2744 and encodes 848 amino acids. The transcript has 16 exons. Lineage: Eukaryota; Metazoa; Chordata; Actinopteri; Perciformes; Bathydraconidae. The record is from RefSeq and is a predicted model, not a curated record. Gene Ontology annotation, molecular function: calcium ion binding.
UUGAACCCACAAGUGUACAUGUACCUGUGAUCAUCUGUUGUCAAACAAGAGUUAUUAAAGCCUAAUAACGAGAAGCCUGUUUCCGACUCACCUUGUGAACGCUACAUUGGUGUCAGAAGUGACUUUUCGAACGGAGGACGUCUAUCCUGACGGGAGUCCGUAACUGCGUCACGGAGCUAGCCGGGAAGCUAGCGGAGAUGGAAAAGUUCAGCAAGAUGGGAGUGAAGCAGGAAAGUAGUGAUGAAGAGGAAGAUGGAGCAUGCGGGUGGUCGAAGGACAUGAGUAGAGAGUUCAUGAGUGCACGGGAGGCGAGAGAGCGCCUGAGAGAGUCGGCGGUGAAGAUGGCUAGAGACGCGGGAAUGUCUCCGUCUUCAGCGGCAUAUCGCGCCAUUUCCAAGCUGGAUGUAAACAACAAUGGCGGCGCCCAUCAACCAGCAGCAGCCGCCGCCGGGUCCGUGAAAACACCCAAAUACUCGGCGAUGGUGUACGGCAGCCUCCAUUUCAUCACCUUCGAUGGGACGGAGUUCUCCUUCCAGGCCCUCGGAGAGUUUGUGAUAUUGCGUCUCUCCUCCUCCAGCGGCUCUAAUAUCUUCACCCUGCAAGGACAGACAGUCAAGCUACACACAGACGCAAAGGGGAUCAUUGAGGUCCCAGUGAUGGUGCGCAUGGCUGCCUUCCAUCAGGGCAUUGGCAAGAUUGAAUGGAGAUGUGCAGAGAAAGGAGAUGGACUGCAGCUUUUUGUAGAUGAUGCCAAUGUCCCAGUCACAGUUGGUGUGGUGCACAUGGGUGAGAGGGACUUUGCUGUGCGCUGUGUGUCAGUGAGUCGUUGUGCGGCGGUGUAUGCCGGUGGUCUCCAUGUGGUGGUGUGGAGGGAAGCCCACAAUCAGCUGGCGGUCAUGGUGGAGGUUCCUCAGACUUUCUACAACCGCACUGUGGGCCUCAUGGGUCAGUGGAGCUCCAACCGCUCCGACGAUUUCCUCAUGUCCGACGGCAGGCUUGUCCCCUCACUGGACCUCUACCCCCCCUCAGAGGCCAAGCUGCAUGACUUCGGCUUGUCCUGGGCAGUUCCCGUCCCAGAGAGCCUGCUGUUCUCUCCACCUCCACUUGCUCCACUGCAGCCUGCCUCCUCUCAGCAGCUCCUGGAGAGCCUCAGUCCUGCGGAGGUGGAGGAGCUGAGGAGAACCUGUAAAGGCAGCAUGCAGUGUGUCCACGACACCAUAGCAACCGGCAGCUCUGACCUGGGUCAGCGCACUCUGGCUGCCAAGAACCAAUAUCAAAAUCUGGCUCUUGUAUACGGUAACAUGCCUCCCAUAGUGACGGAGCCCACAGUGAUUGGCUGUAAGGUCAACUUCACUGUCAACGUUCAGUUUGUUGCUCAGGACCCAAAUGGAGACCCCAUCACCUACUCACUGCUCCACCCCAGGCCUCCCCGGACCUCCAUUGGCAGCAGGGACGGCUUCCUGACCUGGAUGCCCCUCACCACACAGCCAGUCCAGCUGACCAUCAGAGUCAGUGACGGGCUCUCCAGCUCCCUGUUCACCCCCAUCCUGCACGUUUGCAACUGCCUUAACGGAGGGACCUGCCAGUAUGAGAGUGUCACUGAAAACCUCCAGCAGGGGACUUUUCAGGUGGUGGGGUGCCUGUGCCCAAAGGGGUUCAGUGGAAAGUUCUGUGAGAAAACUUCAGACGUAUGCAAAGGCAAACCCUGUUUCCGAGGCGUUCAGUGUCAGUCAGAGACAGAGCCCGGACAGUUUACCUGUGGAGAGUGUCCCAAAAAUGCUGUCUCUGGAGGAAAACAGGGAUACAAGUGCUUUGAGCAUGACAUGUGCAGCCCUCCUUUCCCCUUCCCCUGCCACAAAGAUGCCGACUGCCUCAGCACCAAACAAAACUUCACCUGCACAUGUAAGCCUGGCUUUACGGGAGACGGACGCAACUGCACAGAUGUAGAUGAGUGUGCAGAGCUGGCCACCUGCCCGAAUGCUAAGUUUGAGUGUAAGAACACGCCGGGCUCUGUCGAGUGCUUCUGUCGAUACAAGAAGACCAGGGACACUGAUGGAUGUGGUGACCUUGCCAAUCCUCCAGGGGGAAAUGUGUUCAACGUCUCUGUGGUCUGGGUGCCGAACAGAUCUGAUGGACUCAAACAGCUGGUAGACAUUCUGUCCAUGGGUUUCCAGAACAAAUUCUACAACGCCAGCAAGAAGGAUCCAGCGCAGGGCUGCCCGCCAGGUGUGGCAGAGUAUCGUAUCAACAUGUCCAGUGACACGCCGCACUGGUACAUCAGAGACUACAUGGCCAGAGUCAGCAGCCACUAUAACAUGAGAGGCAUAGAAGUUGAUGAUCUGGAUGAGUGUAAGGCCAAGGAGGUGGUGUGUGUCUAUCCUGCCCUAUGCACCAACACGUACGGAGGCUAUAGGUGUGUUUGCAACGGCACGAUGGACGUUGAGAAGAGCCAGUCCUGUGUAUUAGACAGAGAACCGGUGAAACAGGUGGAAACUGACCUUGUUCUGGGCCUGGUGCUGGGGAUCGGCAUCCCUCUGCUGCUGCUGCUGCUCCUGGCUGCUCUGGCCUGCUUCUGCUGCAGCAAGAAGACUGCGACCGGGGAGCUCCCUCACAUGGUGCCAAACCACAUCCAGGAGCAGUACAACCCCCCGCCCUUCAACUACUCUGACCCCGCCCUGCACUACAUAACCCACUGCAGCCCCCGGAUCCUGGACAACUACACACCCAGGCAACGCUACAGAUAACACACACCUAAACCACACACACACAGACAUAACUGCAAAUCACAAACUUACAAACAAAGCACUUUGAGAGCCAAUGCUUUAUAAAGACAAGCCGAAUGACUCUUAUUUAUAUGGUAACAAACAAAUAAUUAAGCCUGAGUGACUUUUAAAGUCCAUUAUUUCCAUCCUCUCUGCUGAGCAAUGGACCUGCCAAGUUGGAGCAGGACGUUUUUCUUUCUGCCAGGACGACAGUUUACGAUCCGAGUCUGACCCAGCAACAAUCUCUUGGCUGGAGACAGUGAUGAAAAAGUAAACCACUGCAGUGCAGCUGAUAGUAGGCCAACAGCCUCCAUUAUAGCAACAUUAGCAUCCGCCAGAAAGCCUAGCAUCAGGCUCCUCCUGCCAUCUGUUCAUAAUUAAGUUAAGUUCAUUGUGGUUCCAGUCCCAAAAAGUACAGUAAGCCUUCUUUAUUUGCAUCACUGAUAAUCACCCGAACAUAGUUGAUUCAAUUUUGAUUUAAUUUUUAUAGAGAGAAGGUGACACGUUUUUUUUAUAAAAGCAUUCGUCCCACUUAGGGAUAACACUCUAAAUAUUGUUCACCGCUGGAUUGUGUCCCAGUUCAUUAUACACACCAGAGUAAUUCAGUGCAGCUGUCUUUUGUAAAGCUGGACUAUCACUGCAAGUUAAAAAAAUAUGUGUGAAUAUAAUGUCAACCAUUAAAAGCGCCAAUUUGAAGUGAUACCAAAAAAUUAAACAAAUAUUUUCCCUAUUAACUGGAGAGCUAUUAAUUCAUCUAGAUUGGUUUGGUUUGAGUUGCCAAGUGUUUGGCUGUAGUAAUAUAUGCCUUCACUUAAAAUAAAAGAACUACAUUGCACUCUGCUUGUGGUGCUGAAAAAAUAUAUUUGAAAAACUCAACAGAAAUGUGUCUUACCAGAAAUCCUGACCCUUCAGUUUCUGGAGGAAUUAUUGUCUUAAUGACCGCGCAGAAGGAAGAGUGCAUCUACUCUGCUGUCCUUAGUGAAAAGGGGAAAAGAAAAUAGUUUGUUGGCACUUUUAUCUCCGGAAGCACAGUGCUAUCAAAUUCAAAUAGCUUUAUUGGCAUGACCAUAAUGACAUACAACAUUGCCAAAGCUAUACAAUCACAAUAUCUAUACAUGAAUAUACAUUUGGAAUGUAUUGUUAUGUUCAUAUACAUUUUGAACAGAAUCAAGAAUUACGUGUUUUCUUCACAAGGAAAACAAUAUGCUUUUUGGAACAUGAAGUCGAUGAAUAAAUCAAUUGAAUUAUUGAUUAUUGUGCUGGAGGAUAAUGCUGAUAAUAAAUUAUGAUAACUUGAUGUAAUACAUUAAUAAGAAAGAAAAAAAGCAGUAAAAAAGGAGAAAAUAAUGAUAGAAAUGAAAAAGAUGUGAGACCUGGUGUGGAUGUAGCAGGCAGGCUAAUUCUCUCAUGCUGUAGUUAUAUUAUAUUUAAGAUAAGGUAGACAUCUCUACAGCUUUUAUUUCCAACAUUUGGCAACUCACACCAGAACAAUCUAGAUUGAUAAACAGAUAAGAAAAAAAUCAUAAUUUCUUUAUUCCGGGGUUAGUCGGCAGAGCAGAGGCUGUGCCAAGAAGCAACAGAUAUCUGACUGCCUGUAGUCAGUAGAAAAAAGCUCUAACAAGAAACUGUUCUAAGAUUGAGCCUCCAGGGAAAAGAUCAUUGUUGAGAUUUUCCGGGAUCUCUCUUCAAUGGAAAAGCUGACAUACUAAUUUAGAAAAUGCCUACGAGUUACUGAACUGUUAUCGAUCAACUGAGAUUGUACACGUCUGAACGGCCCCUGACUUCUGUUUUCGUCGUAUAUGUUCAAAGUUAUGUAUCGUUUGGGCUGGUUUGUAUGGAUGUUGUCAUGUUCAGUCCAGAGCUGAAACGUAAAAACAAUUAAAAUAAUGAAAAUAAGUGACGCUUUUCAAACACUGAAGCAUAAAAGAGAUUUGUUCUUUUGUUUUUAUUGACAAUCAGGAGAACAUUUAUCAAUCUAUACAGUCGAAUAAACUUCAAUAAGAGCAUCGAAAUUGAAGUUUACUUGCCAAGGUUUUAAAUAAAAAAUUAGUUUUUUAUUUAUUCACGGCUGGAAGAAGUUCUCGGCCUCAUGACGUAAGUAAACGUUAGAAUCCGACUGUGUAAAAAUACUUAAUUACAAGUUAUGUUAGGAAUUUAAAUGCAUGAUAAUGCGUCAUAUAUAUAUUUUAAAAUAACUAUUGCAAUCAAAGUAAAAUAACAAAUGUAAAGCAG